UGGACCAAACAACGGUCUGAGCAUCUGAGCAAUGUUUAUCACGACAAAAAAUCCCCAGUUGAACCAUUUGUAACCGACUAUUUCACUGUUUUGGCUGCAAUGCCCUUAAAAUGAAAGUCGUAGGCCUACCUCAUAAGUUUACUUUUUGGAAGUUUUGUGUUGUUCUUGUAAUGAGUCAGGAUGUUCUUUGUAAAUAUGUUAACAUAGCUGUCGACGUCAAAACGCCGCUGAGGAAUUUAAAACAUUUUUGGAGGAGCACUGGGUACUGCCCACCUCUUCCUCACUCCGAGGCAGAUGUGUAUGACCUGAGCAGGGAUGAGGAGUUGAAUUUGGCCUAUAUUGGCUCCGUUCCCCACAGUGGAAUUCAGCAGGUGCGGAUUCACUGGCUCCUGGAGCUUGUUACUGCACAUGUUGUGGAUGGAGAGGCUAAGUACAAUUUCACAAAUCUGGAUAAACUGAUGGAUCAGCUGUGGCAGAAUGGUCUUAAACCAGGAUUUGAGUUGAUGGGAAGUGUGUCCAACUUUUUUCAUGACUUUGAGGACAAACGACAAGUGAUGGAAUGGCGUAACCUGGUCUAUCAUACAGCUAUGAGGUACAUUGGGAAGUAUGGCCUGGGAUAUGUCUCACAGUGGAAUUUUGAGACAUGGAAUGAGCCCAACAAUCAUGAUUUUGACAAUGUCACUGUUUCCAUACAAGGGUUCUUGAAUUAUUAUGAUGCCUGCUCAGAGGGCCUUUGGGCAGCCAGCCCUGCCUUAAAGUUUGGGGGUCCUGGAGACUCCUGCCACUCCCCUCCCCACUCCCCGUACUGCUGGGCCAUGCUGCACCACUGUUAUAAUGGAACAAACUAUUUCACUGGAGAGAGGGGGGUUCGUCUUGAUUACAUCGCCCUGCACAAAAAGGGUGGGGGAUACUCUCUACCAAUAUUGCAACAGGAGAUUGAUACAGUGAAAGAAAUUCAGCAACAUUUCCCAUCAUUUAAGUCAAAACCCAUAUAUAAUGAUGAGGCUGAUCCUCUUGUGGGCUGGUCGAAACCACUGUUAUGGAGAGCGGAUGUGACCUAUGCUGCCAUGGUGAUAAAGGUGAUCGGUCAGCAUCAGGACAUGCUCAUAGCCGACCCCGACAACAACAUCAAUUACACUCUCCUGAGCAACGACAACGCCUUCCUUAGUUACCACCCCUACCCAUUCACCCAGCGCACGCUCACAGCCCGUUUCCAGGUCAACAACACCAAGCCACCACAUGUGCAGUUGCUAAGGAAACCUGUUUUGACUGUUAUGGGAUUGCUGGCAUUGUUAGGAGAAACGCAAGUGCUAGCUCAACUGUCAGAUGAUGCACCUGAGAAUAAUACAGUUGGAGUCCUGGCGAGCAUCCAUAAACCCUCGAUUCCUGGGACCUCUGACAGUUGGCAGUCCACCACUGUCAUCUACAAUAGCAAGGACAACGUUACCUCUUCUGAUGUUGAUCAGAUCCAAAUUCAGCUCAAAGGUUUCCCCACUCAGCAAGGACUUAUGUAUGUCACAUACUACCUGGACAAUAAUUCAACAAAUCCUCACCAGCUGUGGCAAAGCAUGGGAGGCCCAGAUUUCCCCACUGCGGAGCAGUUCAGGCAACUGAGGUUUCUAGAGGACCCAGUGAUUGAAGGGCCCUUGCCUUUUCCGGAUGGGGGAGGUAUAACCCUGAAGGCGAAUCUACCCAUCCCAUCCAUCCUCGUGGUCCAUGUGUGUGCCAAACCCAGCGCUGCUCCAGGCCAGGUAAAUGGUUUGCGUUUCAUUUCCAUCACAAAAGGCCAGGUUCUUAUUGUGUGGAAGGACCACUGUAUUAAUUCCAAGUGCAUUAAAUCCUAUGAGAUAGAGUUCUCCAGGGACCUGGUCAAAUUCCAAAGGAUAAAUGAUCACAAUACCAUCUUUACUUCGUAUGUGUAUUCAUCAGAAAACAUGGAGGUGUCUGGUUUCUACCGCGUACGAGCAGUGGACUACUGGGGAAGAUCUGGGGAGUUUUCACUAACAGAGAAAUAUGUGGAGGACCAGUGACCACAACAGUCAAUCAUUGCUGCUGCUUAGAACUUGAAUGUAUUUUUCUACCAAUUGCACGCACGAUGUACUGUAUGUAUUUGCACAACAAUUUUAGAUUAGGAUAGUAACAAGGGAAUAAAUCAUGAGAAGUUUUAAAUCAUGCCAGUGAAUAAACAAAUGAUGCUUGA
Sardina pilchardus (European sardine) is the source of this 2200-nucleotide messenger RNA. RefSeq names its product alpha-L-iduronidase (gene idua). The coding region runs from base 111 to 2030 and encodes 639 amino acids. Gene Ontology annotation, molecular function: L-iduronidase activity; protein binding. The transcript is spliced from 14 exons. The record is from RefSeq and is a predicted model, not a curated record. Gene Ontology annotation, biological process: carbohydrate metabolic process. Lineage: Eukaryota; Metazoa; Chordata; Actinopteri; Clupeiformes; Clupeidae.